Molecule: messenger RNA, 3021 nt
Organism: Austrofundulus limnaeus
Lineage: Eukaryota; Metazoa; Chordata; Actinopteri; Cyprinodontiformes; Rivulidae
Product: transcription regulator protein BACH1
Exons: 5
Coding region: 221-2191 (656 amino acids)
Biological process (GO): regulation of transcription by RNA polymerase II
Molecular function (GO): RNA polymerase II cis-regulatory region sequence-specific DNA binding; protein binding; DNA-binding transcription factor activity, RNA polymerase II-specific
Source: RefSeq, a predicted model, not a curated record
CUUGGCCAGCCACAAUUUCGACCCAAAUUUUUCUAAUGUCGAUGUCAGUCUGCUAAUAUGGCAGGUUAGUGAACAUCUGUUCUUUGAAUAGACAUUUUUAAAUGUACAUUAGUGCCGGUGUUUGAAUUAUUUUUUUCUUCCCCCUUUUUUUUUUUGGACAUGAUCGUAUUUCUUCGAAACAAUAGCUAACGGUCUGGCCUAGGAUGAGCUUACAAGAACCAUGAUGCUCCAAGCUCCUCGCAUGUCAGUGUUCACCUUUCAGUCUGCGGUGCACAGCACCCAUGUUCUCCAGUGUCUGAAUGACCAGAGGCUGCAGGACAUCUUGUGUGAUGUGACAGUGAUGGUGGAAGACAGGAGCUUCCGGGCUCAUUGCUCUGUCCUGGCCUCGUGCAGCGAAUACUUUCACAGUAGGGUUACCAGUGUCACCAGACAGAAUCCAGUCAUCACCUUACCCGAUGAGGUGACAGUGGAGGGGUUUGAACCUUUGCUUCAAUUUGCCUACACAUCAAAGCUGCUUUUCACCAAAGAAAACAUUCACGCUAUUCAAACCAGUGCUGAGAUUUUAGGAUUUCACAACUUGGAGUCAGCUUGCUUUGAUUUCCUCAUUCCCAAGUUUUCCGAGGGUAAAAGAGCCUCACAGGAGGUCAGGCAUAAAGUCUGCUGUCAGAGCUGGGUGCACGGUGCCAGUUUUGGCCCUAGUGUGAGAAGUAGUCAUGCAGAAUCAUUUGACUCACACAGCUCAGUGCCUUCAGGAGGCGACGAGCAAACAGACUUCCCAUCCCAGUGCCAUCAGAGUACACAGGGUCAGACAAAUAGUGGGGAGGAUUCGUUUUGUUUUGAGAACUGUGGGACACAAAUGGCAUCCUUAUCUCUAGAGUUAGCAGCAAACGGUGUGUGCCCCAUGUUGUCUCUGCCAUGCCCAGGCUCUGACAAGACAGGUCCGUCUCCUCAUUUUUGUGAAAAGGACAUUUUACAGAUUGGAGAUGUGUGCAAUCAAGAUGAGCUGAGUUUGGCAAGCUGCAACUUACAGUGUGAGCUGUCAACACCAGGUGAUGUGAGUCUGCCAGAAAUCACUGAGCCAGCAAGUGGAGAUAAUAAAGAGGCCGUUGAGAGGCUUGGUGCUGAAGCCGGUAGUAACUCAGGCUCAUGUCCUCUGAAGACAUCAGGGGCAGAUUGCUGUAGUUCAGUAUUACACCAGAGUAUGGGUUGCCGUGUACAGGAAACUGCAGGUGAUCUAACAGAUCCAACCUUAACUGAUUUAGAGCACGAGGAGCGGAGCCGCGUGGAGAGGGAAGUAGCUGAACAUUUGGCUAAGGGGUUUUGGUCUGACCUUUGCACACCUCAGGCUCCACCACAGUCUCUUGAUGCUGUGACCCAAAACAAUUUGGCAAAAGCGUCUGACUUCCACUGGCUCAAACAGCUGGACCUGAGUUCCAGUGUAGGAGACUGCCCCUUCUUCAGGGACAUGGGGACAGGCGAUGACCCUGGUACGCACACUGACGGCUUGUCCCAAGCAGAGAAGAGCCCCUGCUUGUCUUCCUCACUAAAUUCUGGUGACGAAUCAGAAAUGGACACGGAUGGGGAGACUGAGGCCAACACCAAAAGAGCAGCAGAGAUUCAGCUCCCGUUUCCAGUAAAGCAGAUCUCGGAGAUGAGUAGAAGUGCUUUCCAGCAGCUUAUGAGGGACCAUCGCCUGACGCCAGAUCAGCUUGAGUUUGUCCACGAUGUCCGUCGGAGAAGCAAGAACCGCAUGGCUGCGCAGCGCUGUCGAAAAAGGAAACUCGACGGCAUACAACAACUGGAAUGUGAAAUAAAAAAAUUAAAAAGUGAGAAAGAGCGGCUGCUUCAGGAGCACAACAAGUUGCAGAAAAACCUGAAAGAGAUGCAGCAGAACCUGUGUGGUCUGUAUAAAAGUGUCAACAUGGAGUGCGACUCCGACCAGGACCACUUGCAACGCCUCGCCAAGCUCUCUUCACCAGACUUUUCCAUCCCUUGCCACAAAUUUGUGGAAACAAAGGAAGAGUCGCAGAUUGCCAUAGAGAUGGUGAGUUCCACCUCAGAGUGUGAUCCAAGUGUGCAUCCUUCAGACUCGUUACAAACUGGUGAACUGUUGGCCAAGACGGAGGAAGCAGGUUGUCCUGUUUCUGCUUCUGUACUCAGUGCCUGUUUGGACAUGACCAACAGUUUGUAAAGCGAGUCAGUUUUCAAUGGUUUUUUAAAACGUGCAGGACUUCAACGCAAACGGUUUAACAGUGGUUUUAUAACAGUAUGCUAUUUUUGGAAAGAUUUGCUUUUUCUUGUGCAUUUCUUUGAUUUUUUUUUUUUUUUCAGUAUGAUGGUGUUUUGAAUUUACUCAUAAAUGUCAUUCAUUUUGAUGCUGAAUUUCCUUUGCUGCAUAGCUAAAGUGAACAAAACUUAAAAACUUUGAAGGUGCAGGCACUUUUUAGGCUUUUUUCUAAAAGUUUUCAGUCACAAAUUAGGAUUAUAGAAUUAAUCUUAAAAAUAGUCAUUCUCAGGUAAUGAAAUUGCAUUUUAAGUCUUAUAUCUUAGAUGCGUAGAAAUACCCAUCAUAUGCACAGAGGACUUUCUUUUCUUUUGUCUUCACUAAUAAAUGUAUUGGCAAUCUUACUGAAACUAUCAUUUGAACUGCAUUGCUGUUUAUUUCAAAUUAACUUUUCAGUAAUGUUUUUGCAGAUUAUGUAACUUUUCAAAAACAUUAAUUGAAUGCAUGCUAUAGUUUAAAUGGUUCACUGUCAGCUUCCCGUAUAAUUUGAAAAAUGGUUCCAGAGAGUGUUAAAAUGUCACAUAAGUUGUAUAAAUGUGCCUUAUGUUUUAGUGUAUGAUCAGUUCAAAACGACAGUUAAUGUUUGUUUUAUCUGCGUCUCAAGCACUGUUGCACAUUAACCCAGAGCUAAUGUUGAAGUAAUUUCUUACAUUUAGGUCUGUCUGCAUGUUCAAGCUUUUUUUUUUUUUUUUAUAAAAUGAUUUUAUAAUUACUGACUUAAAUAAAAAUUUUAUUAC